AUGGCUCCUCCCUCGUUCCAGCAGCCAACACCCCACACCAACGAAAAUGAUAUGCAACUUCCCCGUUUCGAUGGUGGUGCUUGGAAGCAAACCCACCAGGGCUGCUGGGAACGCCCAUGCUCCGGAGGCGAAACAGGUGUCUCCUACAACCAAAAUGUCCGCGAUGGGCACACUGAAUUGACCAUCGAGGUCCCCUUCAAUGUGGACUUCUCGACCCCAGAACUAAUCACCCGCCUUCGCAACGCAUGGCUCGUCUCCCACUCCAAGUGGCCAGACAUCGCUGUCCAGCUGUCGACUGGCACUGAACUUCCCCAGAUGAUGAAGUAUGAGACUCUUCGCUCGAAUGCUGAUGCCGAAGCAUGGCUGCAAGAGACUUUCCAUGUUGUCACUGAUAAGCCUGCUCGCGAAAUCGUCAACAUGACGUACAAUCGCCGUCUGCCCACCAAGGGAAAGCGAAACAUGUUGUACCUUGUCACUGGGCCAAAUGCCGAUCCCGAGAACCCCACCCGUCACAGUCUAGUCUGGAACUUCAGCCACGCCAUCGCUGAUGUUUACAGCAUUGUGCAAUUCCUUAACCAUAUCUUCAAGACUGUCACUCAGGUCGCUGGCGACCAUGACAUGUCCCUCAGCCAAAUCGACUACUCCGGUGUCCUUGGUCGUCUGCCUGUCAGCCCCGUGACUCCCUACCAAGAACAAUACAAGCCCAACAAGAAGCAAAUUCAACAAGCUAUCGACGAUGCAGCUCGCCAAGGCGAUCUCUACGCUGCCAAGAUAUCCCGCUCCGUCGCCAUGUAUCCGGAGGAAGACACCGCGACCCGCGAACACAAAACUCACUGCAUUCGCCUCCAAUACACGCUCGAAGAAUCCAAGGCCCUUCUCGCCCAACUGCGCGAAGAAAAACUCAGCAUCACCUUCGCCGCCGCCGCAGCCACAGUCCUCGCCGUGAAACAAACCUACGCAAAGGGCCACGAGAACGGCGCCCUCCUCGGCAUGACACGCAAUGCCCGCCGCUGGAUCGACACAAGCGGCCAGCGCGAAAACGGCGGCUCCGUCCCUGCAGCCGCAGACUGCGUCUUCCUCUGGAUCCCCUUCGAGCAGGCGUGGUUUGCCGGCUCGACUCGGGACGCCGUCCUCUCCAUCGCCCGCGCCAUCCGAAAGGAACUGGGCCCGCACCUCGUUUCGCCGCACUACCUCGCCAGUUUAAACUUCACGUCCGCCCGGGCUGUGGAGGGUCUCGCGGCUUCUGACGAGCCUAUUGCUGCGCCUUGUGCGCCUGGUUUCUCGUCGCAGGGUGCGCUAGGUCUGCAGCGCGAGUUUGGCUCCCCCAAUGCGAAGAUUCACAUUCGUGACUUCAUUCAUACUGGUAGGCAGAUUAACGAUUCUGCUUGGGUCGGUAUGUUCUCCCUGUGGGACCGCAUCACGCUGUCUAUGGGCUUUGAUGGGAAGUAUUAUGACCCCUCUGGUAUGAAUGCGUUUAUGGAGCUGGCUAAGACAAACCUUGCCUCACUUAUCCCGAGACGCUUUAUGCGGGGCAUUCCUUCUCGGCUGUAA
Messenger RNA from Penicillium soppii, 1551 nucleotides. RefSeq lists its product as uncharacterized. NCBI's taxonomy places the organism in Eukaryota, Fungi, Ascomycota, Eurotiomycetes, Eurotiales, Aspergillaceae. Bases 1 to 1551 code for a protein of 516 amino acids. The transcript is spliced from 2 exons. The record is from RefSeq and is a predicted model, not a curated record.